Molecule: messenger RNA, 582 nt
Organism: Alligator sinensis (Chinese alligator)
Lineage: Eukaryota; Metazoa; Chordata; Crocodylia; Alligatoridae
Product: pulmonary surfactant-associated protein C-like
Exons: 5
Coding region: 20-361 (113 amino acids)
Biological process (GO): respiratory gaseous exchange by respiratory system
Cellular component (GO): extracellular region; alveolar lamellar body
Source: RefSeq, a predicted model, not a curated record
CUCUGAGGCUGUUCUGCAGAUGACGGCCAAGGCACUGGAAGGGGAAGCAUCGUGGUCUGCCAGGGCAUGGGAAGAAGAGGCAGCGACUUUCCACCUCAAUGCAGGAGCCAACAACCCUGCCACGGCUGUAUACGACUACAGCAAGCUGCUCAUUGGCUAUAGAUCCUGGCUGGGCCAAGCCUGCUAUGUCACCAGGAUGGACAAGGACAACAUCCAGGGCCUGGACGCCAUCACCAAGGCAUUCCAGUAUCACCAGGGUGAAGGCCAGGACGAGGGCUUCUCCAUGCCCCCAGGCGAUCGCUCUACCCUGGGCACCACCAUCAACAUCCUCUGCAGCCACCUUCCCAUCUACUGGGCUUAGCAGCAGCUCAGGAUGCAGCAAGGGCCCGCAUGGGAUGGGAAAGCCACGUCCUUCACUGGAGCCCACACCACAGCUUUACUGGUCACGUCCCUGGGUGCGAUUCAGGAGCCGGCUGGCUUUGUGGAGACUUCUCUCACUGGCCCUGAUUCAGGAAAGCUGAACUUCAAGGCACACCCUUGAGUCCCCAUGAUUUCAGGAAGAGUCCAUCUGUACCCCAUUUG